AUGACAUCUUUCGUGACUCAGUCCAAGCAGGAAAAGAUCGACCAGGUCAAGGCCAACCUCCCCCUCCCCGAGCAGCCCCCCAAGCCGUCGGACUGGCAGUCGGCCAACGCCAACACCGUCAACGUUGGCAGCGGACGAUCCGAGGCCGAGCGCAACAUUGGAACCGACACCGGUGCAGCGUCGGGACUCCGCGGUCCCGCCAGCAAGGACACCGUUGACCUCGAAAAGGUUGGACGGCAGGCCGUCGAGGGCGAGCUGCCCAAGGAUGCGUCUUACUGA
Messenger RNA from Geosmithia morbida, 279 nucleotides. RefSeq lists its product as hypothetical. Bases 1 to 279 code for a protein of 92 amino acids. The transcript has 2 exons. Lineage: Eukaryota; Fungi; Ascomycota; Sordariomycetes; Hypocreales; Bionectriaceae. The record is from RefSeq and is a predicted model, not a curated record.